CGCCAUCCAGAGACCCAGGAUUACAACGAGCAGUGGCGGGCCAUGAAUCAGUCUGUUCAGGGCGACUACACACCGGCGGAGCAGACUUUUGACUGGUCGACCCAGGUCUACCCUCAUUGGUCUUCCCCAUUCCUGAAGCCGCAGUAUAGAACAGAGACCCCGAUAUUCUUUGCUGAACCGCUCACUUCUAUUGCACCACAUGAGUGGGGACAGUCCAGUUCGGCAGGACAGGCUCAGACGGAGGAGCCUGAGCCACAGGCAGAGCAGCCACAGGUACUGCUGCUGCAGCACCUAGAGCAGCCGCCGGCAGAGCAGCCGCCAGCACAGCCCCCGCGUCGCAGUCAGAGGGUGAGGCGUCCGUCUAACAAUCAGCGAUCGCCUUGGGUUAAUAGCCAAAUGCCACGUCCAGUGACACAAGUCUGCAGUGACCAUUAUGAGAAGUGGAUGGCUAGGUGUCGAGAGGGUAGGGGUCGUGAGAUUUAUGUCAAGGCAAGUGGUGGUUUGCGGGAGUACGACGACUUCGCGCGGGUGGAUAAUGUCAGCCAGGAAUUCACAACUGGGGAUAUUGACUUGUAUUUCUUCAGCUUGAGAAAUAGACUUCGAGCUUCAGCAGAUUUACUGGAUGACGUAGAUAUGAAAAACACAAUCAUAUUAGACACGGAUUGGUUUAUAUACCUCCAGGGCGAGUGGGACGCUCUAUUGGAGAAGUGGGCAAGAAGUGAGUUUACUCCAGAGGAGUAUCAUAUAUUGACGCAUGGAGCAGUAGCUGAUGGUUGGCAGCCCCGGAUAGACUGGCUCUGCCAAAUACGUGGAAAAGCCGUUAAGGGCCAUGAACUUCCUCCUGGUCAUAUAGGAUGGAUGGAUGCCACACAGGUUCUCAUGCCAGUCAUAAUUGGCCACCAUUUUGUCCUAUGUCGGAUCCGGUUAGGAGAAUUGGUUUGCGAGGUCUAUGACCCAGUAUUCCACAAGCUAUCACCUCGACAGCAGGAUGCUCGAGUUGGUGAACUACUGCCUUUACUGAGAUUGUUGCCAAUUGUCCUUCAGUUGGCGAGGUGGCUAGACGACACAUCCAUUGAUUCGACAGUGGCAAAGGAGAAGUACCCACUUAUGACGGCGGUGUUUGCUCCAGCGGAGGUUCAGUUUCACCAGCAGGACUCUGUCAGCUGCGGGCCUUUCGUCUGCAUGUAUGCAGAACGACUGAUAUCUGGCUCUCCAUCCAUUGAGUGGGGUAACCACAACGUGGCGGCAUAUAGGGCCAAGAUUGCUAGAUCUAUAUUUUCGUUGUGUGAAACUUGGAAUGCCCGUACCACUAGACUUGGUUUUGCAUAGCAUUGUAUAUUGUUA
This is a messenger RNA of Salvia miltiorrhiza (redroot sage), 1344 nucleotides long. RefSeq lists its product as uncharacterized. The record is from RefSeq and is a predicted model, not a curated record. Gene Ontology annotation, molecular function: cysteine-type peptidase activity. Gene Ontology annotation, biological process: proteolysis. The transcript is spliced from 4 exons. The coding region runs from base 43 to 1329 and encodes 428 amino acids. Lineage: Eukaryota; Viridiplantae; Streptophyta; Magnoliopsida; Lamiales; Lamiaceae.